This is a messenger RNA of Homo sapiens (human), 2599 nucleotides long. It is a transcript of the gene PRSS53, whose product is annotated as serine protease 53. The record is from RefSeq and is a predicted model, not a curated record. Gene Ontology annotation, biological process: proteolysis. The transcript is spliced from 9 exons. Gene Ontology annotation, molecular function: serine-type endopeptidase activity. NCBI's taxonomy places the organism in Eukaryota, Metazoa, Chordata, Mammalia, Primates, Hominidae. Gene Ontology annotation, cellular component: extracellular region. Bases 135 to 1979 code for a protein of 614 amino acids.
AGCUAGGAACUGCUGGCUAGGGCAAGCAGACAGCUGAAUCCUAGCCAACUGGAGGUGGAGCAGAGGUGGAGCCAGGGAGACCCAGGUGGCCUCUCUCAGAGUGGAGCACAGGUGGCAGAGUGGCCCGGGGCAGCAUGAAGUGGUGCUGGGGCCCAGUGCUGCUCAUCGCGGGUGCCACAGUCCUCAUGGAGGGUCUUCAAGCCGCUCAGCGUGCCUGUGGACAGCGUGGCCCCGGCCCCCCCAAGCCUCAGGAGGGCAACACAGUCCCUGGCGAGUGGCCCUGGCAGGCCAGUGUGAGGAGGCAAGGAGCCCACAUCUGCAGCGGCUCCCUGGUGGCAGACACCUGGGUCCUCACUGCUGCCCACUGCUUUGAAAAGGCAGCAGCAACAGAACUGAAUUCCUGGUCAGUGGUCCUGGGUUCUCUGCAGCGUGAGGGACUCAGCCCUGGGGCCGAAGAGGUGGGGGUGGCUGCCCUGCAGUUGCCCAGGGCCUAUAACCACUACAGCCAGGGCUCAGACCUGGCCCUGCUGCAGCUCGCCCACCCCACGACCCACACACCCCUCUGCCUGCCCCAGCCCGCCCAUCGCUUCCCCUUUGGAGCCUCCUGCUGGGCCACUGGCUGGGAUCAGGACACCAGUGAUGGUAAGUGCUGGCCCAGACUGAAGCUCGGAGAGGCACUCUGCUUGCCCAGCGUCACAGUCUCAGCUCCCAACUGUCCUGGCUUCCAGUCUCCCUUGCUUCCCAGAUCCCAGACUCUAGCCCCAGCCCCGUCUCUUUCACCAGCUCCUGGGACCCUACGCAAUCUGCGCCUGCGUCUCAUCAGUCGCCCCACAUGUAACUGUAUCUACAACCAGCUGCACCAGCGACACCUGUCCAACCCGGCCCGGCCUGGGAUGCUAUGUGGGGGCCCCCAGCCUGGGGUGCAGGGCCCCUGUCAGGGAGAUUCCGGGGGCCCUGUGCUGUGCCUCGAGCCUGACGGACACUGGGUUCAGGCUGGCAUCAUCAGCUUUGCAUCAAGCUGUGCCCAGGAGGACGCUCCUGUGCUGCUGACCAACACAGCUGCUCACAGUUCCUGGCUGCAGGCUCGAGUUCAGGGGGCAGCUUUCCUGGCCCAGAGCCCAGAGACCCCGGAGAUGAGUGAUGAGGACAGCUGUGUAGCCUGUGGAUCCUUGAGGACAGCAGGUCCCCAGGCAGGAGCACCCUCCCCAUGGCCCUGGGAGGCCAGGCUGAUGCACCAGGGACAGCUGGCCUGUGGCGGAGCCCUGGUGUCAGAGGAGGCGGUGCUAACUGCUGCCCACUGCUUCAUUGGGCGCCAGGCCCCAGAGGAAUGGAGCGUAGGGCUGGGGACCAGACCGGAGGAGUGGGGCCUGAAGCAGCUCAUCCUGCAUGGAGCCUACACCCACCCUGAGGGGGGCUACGACAUGGCCCUCCUGCUGCUGGCCCAGCCUGUGACACUGGGAGCCAGCCUGCGGCCCCUCUGCCUGCCCUAUCCUGACCACCACCUGCCUGAUGGGGAGCGUGGCUGGGUUCUGGGACGGGCCCGCCCAGGAGCAGGCAUCAGCUCCCUCCAGACAGUGCCCGUGACCCUCCUGGGGCCUAGGGCCUGCAGCCGGCUGCAUGCAGCUCCUGGGGGUGAUGGCAGCCCUAUUCUGCCGGGGAUGGUGUGUACCAGUGCUGUGGGUGAGCUGCCCAGCUGUGAGGGCCUGUCUGGGGCACCACUGGUGCAUGAGGUGAGGGGCACAUGGUUCCUGGCCGGGCUGCACAGCUUCGGAGAUGCUUGCCAAGGCCCCGCCAGGCCGGCGGUCUUCACCGCGCUCCCUGCCUAUGAGGACUGGGUCAGCAGUUUGGACUGGCAGGUCUACUUCGCCGAGGAACCAGAGCCCGAGGCUGAGCCUGGAAGCUGCCUGGCCAACAUAAGUAUGUGGCCCCGGGGCCUCCUGCCAAACCCUGCCUCUCCAGGACCCUUCUCUCUCCAGUGAGAACGUGCCGUUCUAACCCACUCCAGCUGCCUUGGGUAGGGUGGAGCAACAGGCAGACCCAUUUGAUUCAGAUUCUGGUUCUUUGUCAUCGUGUGACUUGGAGCAGGCUGCUCAACCGCUUUGAGCCUCAGUAUUCUCAUCUGUCAUGGCGGCCAAGACAGACCCUGUUCCUUCGAGGAAUGGGGAGGGAGGGAGGGACCAAAGCCGUGAGGAUGAGGACAACUCCACCCUCCUUCCUUCCCCACAGGCCAACCAACCAGCUGCUGACAGGGGACCUGGCCAUUCUCAGGACAAGAGAAUGCAGGCAGGCAAAUGGCAUUACUGCCCCUGUCCUCCCCACCCUGUCAUGUGUGAUUCCAGGCACCAGGGCAGGCCCAGAAGCCCAGCAGCUGUGGGAAGGAACCUGCCUGGGGCCACAGGUGCCCACUCCCCACCCUGCAGGACAGGGGUGUCUGUGGACACUCCCACACCCAACUCUGCUACCAAGCAGGCGUCUCAGCUUUCCUCCUCCUUUACCCUUUCAGAUACAAUCACGCCAGCCACGUUGUUUUGAAAAUUUCUUUUUUUGGGGGGCAGCAGUUUUCCUUUUUUUAAACUUAAAUAAAUUGUUACAAAAUAGA